AUGCAAUUACCCAAGUUUCUCAGACAAAAGCAAGACUAUGCGGGGAUUGAGCAAGCAGACAGUCUGCUGCCAACCAACGAAAAGACACCAGAGGAAGAUGGCGCGCCCACGACAAGCCGCCGCAGACUACCCCACAACCUUUUCUUCUACACCUCCUUCGCCCUACUCAACAUCGUCGCUGGUCUCUUGAUCGGCUACCUAUGCUCCGACUCCAUCUACCUCCCCGACCCAUCCCGCUACGGCCUCCAAGACCCAGGCAUCCACGCGCCCUUCUUCAUCUUCUCCGAGCCGCCCCCCUCUGCCGCCUCCGACGCCGCCAACAUCAACAACUUCUACGUCCUCAACAACCUGCACCAGCUGCACUGCGUCAACAUGAUCCGCAUGCGCUACAACGCCCUUGUCUACCACCCGGACACGACCGACCCCUUGGCCAAAACCCCCAUCGACGAGGACUGGAUAACCCACUUGGAGCACUGCUUUGAGUACUUGAGGCUGAGUGUCACGUGUGCGGAUUAUUUGACGUUUGAGAGCGACUCGCCGCCCGGCAGCCCUGAGGAGUAUUGGAAGGAUGGGUUGAGUUGGGGUGUUGUGCAUUCGUGUGUGGAUUGGGAUGCGUUGAUGGGGUGGCAGAGGAGGCAGGUGGCGGCGUAUAAUGCGACGUGGAGCUGA
This is a messenger RNA of Lasiodiplodia theobromae, 669 nucleotides long. RefSeq lists its product as uncharacterized. The transcript has 2 exons. Gene Ontology annotation, biological process: mycotoxin biosynthetic process. Lineage: Eukaryota; Fungi; Ascomycota; Dothideomycetes; Botryosphaeriales; Botryosphaeriaceae. The coding region runs from base 1 to 669 and encodes 222 amino acids. The record is from RefSeq and is a predicted model, not a curated record.